This is a messenger RNA of Arabis nemorensis, 534 nucleotides long. The record is from the annotation of a GenBank genome assembly. NCBI's taxonomy places the organism in Eukaryota, Viridiplantae, Streptophyta, Magnoliopsida, Brassicales, Brassicaceae.
AUGGACGAUUUACUUGAUGGUGAAUGCUCUUUCGAUUGCUUCCAGGACACAGAUACGCACUACAUGGCUUUCUUAAGCAAAGUUGGAAGGAUAUUUAGGCAGACCAGCACCCAUGUCACUGCCUCUAGCUCAAUGCUACAGAGCAUUCGUUGCAUGUCUUCGUCGAAAAUCUUUGUUGGAGGUAUCUCCUACAGCACUGAUGAGUUUGGCUUAAGAGAAGCUUUCAGCAAAUAUGGAGAGGUUAUUGAUGCGAAAAUCAUUGUGGACCGUGAAACUGGUAGAUCGAGGGGCUUUGCUUUUGUGACAUUUACUUCUACCGAGGAGGCUAGUAAUGCCAUGCAAUUGGAUGGACAGUUUAGCAGCAACGAACCACUAGGCAAUGAUACGGAUCAUCAGGUUGAAACCGGGUUUGGCGGUGAUGAACAAUUUGGUGGCGGUGACAAUCAAUUUGGCGACUCAGAGAACGGUAAAACAGAGAAUGGUCCAGAUGGGUUUGAUCAAACUGUUGACGGCGAUGUUGCCAAGAGAGCUUAA